UAAUUUUAUAACUUUUUAAAUACAAAAUGGUACAAACGGAAAGUAUUGUGCUUCCUAGUGUUGAUGAAUUAAAUGUAAAUGAAGUAAAUUUGACCUAUCCUGUACUAAAAGCUGCUGCAUUUCAUUUAGGAAAAUAUUGCGAAUUCAAAAAUAAUGAAUUUAUGUUAUGCAAAUGUGAACAAUCUGAUCCUCGUGAAUGUAUUGAAGAAGGCAAAUUAGUUACAGCCUGUACUCUUGAUUUCUUUAAACAACUUAAAAAACAUUGUAAAGAUGAAUUUAGUCAAUAUUAUAAUUGCAUUGAUAAAGCAAGUUUUAAUUAUCGGUUUAAUCCCUGUCGUAAAACACAAAGCGUAUUUGACAAAUGUGUUUUAAAUAAUCUCAAUAUCGAGCGACCAAUGUUUGGUUACUACGCUCAAGUUAAAGUUCAUGACUCAUCAAGACCAAAACCAAAAUAUAACAUUAUAGAGUUUCCUGUUUAUGCUGCUCCUGUAUCACGCGAUGAACCAUUAUUACCACCAAAAUAUAAUUCUCGAAGAUUAUGGAGUCAAUAAAUAUUAAUGAAAAUAUAGUCUAUAUAAACAU
Ceratosolen solmsi marchali is the source of this 582-nucleotide messenger RNA. It is a transcript of the gene ND-19, whose product is annotated as NADH dehydrogenase [ubiquinone] 1 alpha subcomplex subunit 8. Gene Ontology annotation, biological process: mitochondrial electron transport, NADH to ubiquinone. The transcript is spliced from 3 exons. Lineage: Eukaryota; Metazoa; Arthropoda; Insecta; Hymenoptera; Agaonidae. Bases 27 to 551 code for a protein of 174 amino acids. Gene Ontology annotation, cellular component: respiratory chain complex I. The record is from RefSeq and is a predicted model, not a curated record.